Molecule: messenger RNA, 2958 nt
Organism: Cryptomeria japonica (Japanese cedar)
Lineage: Eukaryota; Viridiplantae; Streptophyta; Pinopsida; Cupressales; Cupressaceae
Product: pentatricopeptide repeat-containing protein At1g11290, chloroplastic
Exons: 2
Coding region: 29-2803 (924 amino acids)
Biological process (GO): RNA modification
Molecular function (GO): zinc ion binding; RNA binding; protein binding
Source: RefSeq, a predicted model, not a curated record
CUACCAUAUCUUGAAUUUAGAUAAUGUUAUGGUGUCCGUUCCAAUUUUGAUGGGAGACCUAUCAUUGCAGCUGCAACACCACUUGAAAUACAGCCAUUUCAAUGGCAGUCCCGAAAGCAAUCUUCUUAAUUUGGGCUUCAUCAAUGGCACUCCUAACCCCCCCACAACAUCAAAAGCGAGAGCACAAUCCCUCUCAUCAAAAACCAGAACAUAUCCACCAAAUUUUCACAAUCCCCGAUUCAAAAUCACUAAUCCAGCUACUAAAAUAAAAGGAAAUCCAGUUAGAAGAAGAGUCGAGCUGGAUCGUUUUCGAAGGAAAAAGCCCAUUCCAGGGUAUAUUCGUUCAUGGGAUCAAAAUAACAUGGCUGCAGUGUAUGAAGAUUUGAAGCUUCUGUGUCAAGAAGGCCAAUUAGAUGAAGCUCUGACCAUUCUAAGGGUUAUGGAUUGUAGAGGAGAUAUCCCUGUGGAUGCCAAUAUCUAUGAUUUUCUCCUCGAGGGCUGCAAGGCUAAAAAAUAUCUGCACGGAGGCAGGCAAGUCCAUAACCACAUGAUGCUUACAGGUUUCCAUCGGAAUGCCUACUUGGCAACCAAGCUUAUUCAGCUUUACAGCGUCUGUGGAAGCCUCGCAGAUGCUCAGAAGGCAUUUGAUGCGGUUCCAGAGAAGAAUUCAUACUUAUGGAAUGCGCUUCUCAGAGCUUUUGUGAAGGAUGGAUUUUAUAUGAAGAAAUCUAUUGAUUUAUAUAAACAGAUGAAGUUUCAUGGGAUUGAACCUGAUAAUUAUGCAUUAUCUAGUGUAUUGAAGGCUUGUGGAAGUUUGGUGGAUCUACAGCAGGGCAUGGAGAUACAUGGUGAAGCAGUUAAAAGAGGGUAUGAGUCGGAAGCAGUUGUGGGAGGGGCGCUGGUUGAUAUGUACUGUAAAUGUGACCGUGUCAAUUUUGCACGCGAAGUGUUUGACAAAAUUUCUAAACGAAAUGUCAUUAACUGGUCUGCUAUGAUAUCUGGGUUUCUUCAUAAUUGGUACUGGGAAGAUGCAUUUGAAUGUUUUGUCCAAAUGCUAGCCGAAGGAUGCAUGCCAAAUUCAGUUACCUUGUGUUCGGUUCUACCUGCAUGUGGCCUCUUGGCAGCUCUGAGAGAGGGGAAAGAAAUCCAUGGUUACAUUAUCAGAAAUGGCUUUGAGUCCUAUGAGUUUCUUGCAAGUUCACUCAUAGACAUGUAUAUGAAAUGUGGUUGUGUGGAAUAUGCACGCCAAGUGUUUGACAAAAUGUCUGAAAGGAAUGUUGUUACCUGCAGUGCCAUGGUUGAUGGGUACACAAAAAAUGGCCAUGCUAGAGAGGCCUUUGAGGUAUUUUGUCAAAUGCAGCGAGAUGGUGUGAAACCCAAUGCUAUUACCAUGGUAAACAUUCUGCCCUCUUGUGUUGACUUAGCAGCCCUGCAACUGGGCAAGGAAAUCCAUGGUUACAUCAUCAAAUGUGGAUUCCUGUCCAAUAUAUUCGUGGCUCAUUCUCUUAUAGACUUGUAUUCCAAGUUUGGAAUUAUUGAGGAUGGGGUUAAAGUGUUUGAUGAGAUAUCUGAUAGAGGUGUCAUAUCGUGGACAGUGAUGAUUGCAGGGUAUGUACUAAAUGGAUAUGCCGAGGAAGCCCUUGCAUUGUUUCAUCAAAUGCGAGAGGAUAGUGUUAAACCUAGUUUAAUUACCAUUUUGAAGAUACUUCCAGCAUGUUCUGAUGUGGCAGUUCCUCUAGAGGGUAAGAAAAUCCAUGCUUAUGCAAUCAAAAGUGGAUUUGACUCCCAUGCAUCUGUUUCUGUUGCCCUUAUAGAAAUGUAUGGUAGAUGUGGAUGCAUUGAUAUUGCAGAAAAAGUUUUUGGCAAUAUCUCUGAAAAACAAGUGACUUCUUGGACAGCGAUGAUUCUAGCAUAUGGAAUAAAUAGGUAUGGCAAGAAAGCGCUUGAGAUUUUUAACAAAAUGCAGCAGGAACAGGUGACGCCAAACGAGUUUACUUUUUAUGCCCUCCUUACUGCUUGCAGCAAUGCAGGCCUAGUUGCUGAAGGAUGGCAAUAUUUCAAUAUGAUGAGCCAAAACUAUUAUCUGCCAAUCGGUAUAGAGCACUACACAUGCAUGGCUGAGCUCCUUGGCUGUGCUGGACAGCUUAACGAGGCACAUAAUCUUAUCCGAAACAUGCCAACAAAACAUAAUGCUAGUUCGUGGAGAGCCUUGUUAGGUGCCUGUAUUAACCAUUGCAAUGUUGAGAUGGGAGAAUAUGCUGCAGAGCACCUUAAGGAGUUAGAAGCUUUACAUGUUGGGGAUUUCAUAACUUUAGCAAAUAUCUAUGCUGCGACUGGCAAGUGGGACAAUGUGGAUAAGGUAAGAACAAAUAUGAAAAUUAUGAGAUUGAACGGGAUGCCAGACUGGAGUGGUGUUGUGGUAAAUAGUAGAAUGCAUACAUUUGCAAGAGGAGACAAAUUGCACCCACAAUCAGAGAAAAUCUACACAACAUUGGAGGGUCUUGCUGGAGAAAUUAAGGCAGCUGGGUACAUGCUUGAACCAUUCAAUGUGUUGCAUGUUAAGAAAGAGGACAUGGAAUAUAUUUUCUGUGGCCACAGUAUAACACUUGCCCUUACUUUUGGGCUGAUGAAUUCGUCUCCUGGAGUGCCUAUCUGGUUAGUUCAGAACCACCGUAUGUGUAGAGAUUGUCAUAGUGUCACUAAGGUAAUCUCCAAGAUUACUGGGAAAAAAAUUAUUGCAAGGGAUAACAAAUGUAUCCACCAUUUUGAGGGCGGGGAGUGUGCUUGUAGGGAUUACUGGUGAUAAUUGAAAGGUCCAGACAACAUUGGAGAUGCUUUAAAGUAAAUUAUUAAUGGUUGAUUCAGUAUCUACAACUAGAAAGCGUGUUACAUUCAGGAUGAGUAAAAUGACCUUUGGUAGAUGCGUAAGGUUUCUUUAUAAAAUUUCUUUAAAAUGAA